AUAAAACCUAGUCCAGUAAGUUCAGACAAUAAACCCUAGGAUUCUCUCUCACACUCCUAAAUAUUCCCCUUCAUUUCCACACAAUCGGCUUCAAUGGCCGCUGCCCGUCCUCUCGUCACCUUGCAAUCACUAGAAGGAGACAUGGCCACCGACUCCUUAACCACCGUUCAACUACCCGACGUCAUGAAGGCCUCAAUCCGACCUGACAUCGUCACCUUCGUCCAUGCCAACAUAUCCAAGAACAAAAGGCAGCCAUACGCCGUCUCAAAGCGCGCCGGCCACCAGACCUCCGCCGAGUCCUGGGGAACCGGACGCGCCGUUUCCCGUAUCCCCCGUGUCCCCGGUGGCGGUACCCACCGCGCUGGCCAGGGUGCCUUCGGCAACAUGUGCCGUGGCGGCCGCAUGUUCGCCCCCACAAAGAUCUGGCGCAGAUGGCACCGCAAGGUCAACGUUAACCUCAAACGCUACGCCGUCGUUUCGGCCAUCGCCGCUUCCGCCAUCCCCUCCCUAGUUCUCGCCCGCGGCCACCGCAUCGAGUCGGUACCUGAACUUCCUUUGGUGAUCAGCGACUCUGCCGAGAGCGUGGAGAAGACCUCUGCAGCUCUUAAGGUCCUACAGAAGAUCGGUGCUCAUCCCGAUGCCGAGAAGGCUAAGGACAGCCACUCGAUCCGUCCAGGCAAAGGUAAGAUGCGUAAUCGCCGAUACAUCAAUCGCAAGGGUCCACUGAUUGUCUACGGGACAGAGGGGGCGAAGCUCGUGAAGGCUUUCCGGAAUAUUCCUGGGGUUGAUAUCGUGAACGUGGAGAGGCUGAACCUUCUAAAGCUCGCACCCGGAGGUCACCUCGGGAGGUUUGUGAUCUGGACCAAGUCGGCCUUCGAGAAACUCGACUCUAUCUACGGUUCAUUGGAGAAGCCGUCCGAGAAGAAGAAGGGCUACGUGCUGCCUAGGUCCAAGAUGCUUAACGCUGACUUGUCGAGGAUUAUCAACUCGGACGAGGUGCAGUCUGUGGUGAAGCCAAUCAAGAAGGAGGUGAAGAGGGCGCCUAUGAAGAAGAAUCCACUUAAGAAUCUCAGCACGUUGCUGAAGUUGAACCCCUACGCCAAGACCGCCAGGAGGAUGGCGCUUUUGGCCGAGGCGGAACGCGUCAAGUCCAAGAAGGAGAAGCUUGACAAGAAGCGGAAACCAAUCACUAAGGAAGAGGCUGUUGCAAUCAAGUCUGCAGGGAAAGCAUGGUACCAGACAAUGAUCUCUGACAGUGAUUAUACCGAGUUUGAGAACUUCACGAAGUGGCUUGGAGUCUCCCAGUGAUUUUUCUUUCUUUAUUUUUUUUUUUCCUUGGGUUUGAAAAUUUUGUAGACGUACCGAUCCCUGUGAUUUUUGUUCACAGCCUUGAGACGUGGAUGAGAUUAGGUUGGGAGGAAAUGCCCAGAAUGAGAUAUGAAAAUGAAUUUUUUAUGGAAAAAUAUAAUUGCAAGCAUAAUUGUGUACUAAUUUGUGCACUAA
This is a messenger RNA of Carya illinoinensis, 1503 nucleotides long. Its product is annotated as 60S ribosomal protein L4. The record is from RefSeq and is a predicted model, not a curated record. Gene Ontology annotation, cellular component: ribosome; cytosolic large ribosomal subunit. The transcript is spliced from 2 exons. Gene Ontology annotation, molecular function: structural constituent of ribosome; RNA binding. The coding region runs from base 94 to 1308 and encodes 404 amino acids. Gene Ontology annotation, biological process: translation. NCBI's taxonomy places the organism in Eukaryota, Viridiplantae, Streptophyta, Magnoliopsida, Fagales, Juglandaceae.